GGCGGGGGCGCCGACGGCGGGGGCGGUGACGACGACCGCGACGGGCAGGAGAACCAGGCGCGCGGGCGGGAGCGGGCCGGCCUCCGAGACCUAGCGAGCAACGGGGCCGCCAUGUCUCAGGCUGUACAAACAAAUGGAACACAACCAUUGAGCAAAACGUGGGAACUGAGUUUAUAUGAACUUCAAAGAACACCCCAGGAAGCUAUAACAGAUGGGCUGGAGAUAGUGGUGUCACCCCGAAGUCUCCACAGUGAGCUGAUGUGUCCCAUUUGUUUGGAUAUGCUGAAAAAUACCAUGACUACUAAAGAAUGUCUUCAUCGAUUUUGUGCUGAUUGUAUCAUCACGGCCCUCAGAAGUGGAAACAAAGAAUGCCCUACAUGUCGUAAAAAGCUUGUUUCUAAAAGAUCAUUGAGACCAGACCCAAACUUUGAUGCCCUCAUCAGUAAAAUUUACCCAAGUCGUGAUGAAUAUGAGGCUCACCAGGAGAGAGUUUUAGCAAGGAUCAGCAAGCACAAUAAUCAGCAAGCUUUGAGCCACAGCAUUGAGGAGGGUCUGAAAAUCCAGGCCUUGAACAGGUUACAGAGAGGCAAGAAGCAACAGAUAGAGAAUGGCAGCGGAGCAGAAGACAAUGGUGAUAGUUCGCAUUGUAGCAAUGCUUCAACCCACAGUAAUCAGGAGGCUGGACCAAGUAACAAAAGGACCAAAACAUCUGAUGAUUCUGGGCUUGAACUGGACAAUAACAAUACAACAGUUGCCAUUGACCCAGUCUUGGAUGGUGCAAGUGAAAUAGAAUUAGUUUUCAGGCCCCAUCCUACGCUUAUGGAAAAUGAUGACAGUGCACAGACAAGGUACAUUAAGACCUCGGGCAAUGCCACUGUUGAUCACUUGUCCAAGUACCUCGCUGUGAGAUUAGCCUUAGAAGAACUUCGGAGUAAAGGAGAGUCUAAUCAGAUGAAUCUUGAAACAGCCAGCGAGAAGCAGUACACAAUUUAUAUUGCCACAGCUAAUGGCCAAUUCACCGUGUUAAAUGGUUCUUUUUCCUUGGAGCUGGUCAGUGAAAAGUACUGGAAAGUGAAUAAGCCCAUGGAGCUCUACUAUGCACCAACAAAGGAACACAAAUAAGCCUUACAAAAAGGCUUUGAGUUGGAACAAUAAUUGCUUUUAUAGCUUUGCUUUACUUUAAGUUGAAGCACCAUCCUCUGCAUCGUGGACAACUGCACAGAGACUUGGAUUCCCCAAUGAAUAUCUUUAUUAAUUAUUAGACAGUAUUUUGUGUGAUGUUUAACUUAUAUUUUUCUUUCUGGAGAACUGAAUGAUCAGUACAUUCCACUGUUACUGUCAUAUGUGUUCUUUUGAUUUGGUGGCUCUUGUUUCAUGUGUGUGAUAUUAGAGACAGCAAAAUUUCUUUGGGACAUGGAAUGUUGGAGGGCAUUGGAUGGGCAGACUUACUAGCACCUUGAUGUAUAUUGACAAAGGAACAAGAGAUGCUGUAACUCUUCUGGCACUGUUAGUUACAUAUGGGUAAGAAUAGUAACUAAUUAGUUCAGAUGCUAAGGAAAUAGCUGGGGCUGGAAGAAAAGACAGAUUGUUCACAGCAGUAACUGAAUUCUUAUGCAAUGCCCUGUAAUGUCACUCUGCUUUGUGAAUUAAAAAGCCACCUCACAUGCAACACUGUCUGCAUUCCCAAUGGCCAUGGGAAUGCAAGCUACUCCUUUUGCUGUUUUCAUUAUAUUUAAGGUAAAUUAUUCUUACCCACUUCACAUGAUGGUUAAGAGAGCACUAAUUGUAAUACUGUUGCACUGCUUAAUUGCAGUCGAGGGAAAAGACUAAGGAAUGAACAUACAUUUCUGAGGCUGGUUCCAAAUUUUGUUCAUGAAGAGCUGAUGUAAUAGUCAUAUUAGCCAGGAAAAAGGAAAAAGAUUUGUACUGAUACUGCUUAAAAAAUAGUAAUCACUGCUGCAAAUACUGACAAUUUUUUUUGAAAUAUUUUUAAACUUUCCCAUAUUGACUAUACUUGGCACUUAUGGUAUAAAUAAAUGUGUAUUGGAAUGAUCUUUAAUUUUGACUGGAUCAAAACUCUGUACUCUUACAUAUUGUAGCAUCCAGGUUUCCGUAAAUCAGUUACCCAUGAUAUGUUAGAAGACCCGUCCAUCUGUGUGCCUGAUUAUGUAAAAAACCUUCCUUUCACUGAAACGUCUCCAGUACUCUCUUGUGAGUCCUGGAUGUGCUAAGAAAAGUAAUGGUACAGAAAAGUGUGGGCUUGUAGGGGAAACUGCAUUAACUUCAGCAUUUCCCAUUUUCUUAGGGUUGUUGGACUAGAAAUUAUGAUUUACUGUAAAAGUCAAUUACUAUAAGUCAAAGCUGAAAAUAUGCCUACUUAUUCUAAUGAUUUGAUGGUCCUGCAGAAAGAGAAAGCUGUCUUACAGUAUGCCUUCCAAUGUCAGAGGUCCCUAAAUUAUUUUAACAGCUUGUGCCAUGACAGUUCAGAAGUAGUCCAAGUCGGGGGUGGGGGUGGGAGGUGUGUCAUGCUUACGCAGUUUUGUUCAGUAUUUUUGGUGUAAUGUACAAACUAUAUAGCUUGCUAGUGUAUGUCCUCUAAAUAUAAUCAAGUUUCUUUUUAUGUGAAAAAAUGAUUUUGUAUGGGCAAACAUCAGUUGCAGAAAAACUUGCUUUUGGAGUUAUUGGACUUAUUGGAGAAAUUGUUUAGCCCUAGAAGCAGAUCAAAUAUAGCAUUCUGAAAAGCUUACCUGUUUUGGGAAGGUACAUUGUUCCCAGGUUAGUGGGAAAGAAUGUGAAUUUUUAACUUCUGUUAUGGUGAGUUCUAUAAGUAUUUAUAUUUACUUAAAUAUAUAAAGUAACUGUUUUAAUCAA
Messenger RNA from Candoia aspera, 2871 nucleotides. It is a transcript of the gene RNF2, whose product is annotated as ring finger protein 2. Gene Ontology annotation, molecular function: ubiquitin protein ligase activity; chromatin binding. Gene Ontology annotation, cellular component: ubiquitin ligase complex; PcG protein complex. The transcript is spliced from 7 exons. The record is from RefSeq and is a predicted model, not a curated record. The coding region runs from base 112 to 1122 and encodes 336 amino acids. Lineage: Eukaryota; Metazoa; Chordata; Lepidosauria; Squamata; Candoiidae.